GCCAAAUAUCCUGACACCGUGACCCUUCCAGAAGGCCUGCUGGGAGAUUAUAUACUGCUGAGGAACCCCAAAGCUUCUGGGUUUGAAUUAAUGAUCGUUUGGAAGAUACACAUUGAUGAGGAAGGGAGAACUACACCUGUUCUGGACCUUCUGACUAAAGUACCGGAGCAAGUCCUGGAGCAGAACGUGGCAACUAUGGAGAAUGCACCCACCCGCUUCCGGAGCAUGCUGCUUCUGUUUGGGAUAGAGGCAGCCAUCGAGAACCUGGUCAAAGUAUUUGGCUCGGAAAGAUGAAUACCAGCCUUAUUUACAAUAGGUAGCAAUUUCAAAAGUAGUUUUAAUUAA
This is a messenger RNA of Nestor notabilis (Kea), 345 nucleotides long. RefSeq names its product centromere protein P-like. The annotation marks the transcript as partial. Gene Ontology annotation, biological process: CENP-A containing chromatin assembly. Gene Ontology annotation, cellular component: nucleus; chromosome, centromeric region. The record is from RefSeq and is a predicted model, not a curated record. Lineage: Eukaryota; Metazoa; Chordata; Aves; Psittaciformes; Psittacidae. The transcript has 3 exons.